CCUAAAUGUUACACACUGGACCUGGAAGUAUUUUUAUAUGAUAAUAAUACUAAAUAUGACUAAAUAGAAAAAUAUCAAAGUUUAUGUUCAGGAAAAAACAUCCUUAGCUAUUAUUGAUACUUUAGAAUUUUACAUGUGCCUUUUGUGCGUCCCUCUCUCAUUUGAUUAACAGUGGCCUGGCAACAUAAGAAAACAACCACACAACUGUCAUCACAUUUGAAUUUAAAAUAUCACUUAACCCUUAUUGGUGCAUGGAAGUACGUGACAUCUUGUUUUUCUAAUUGACCCCAGCCCACAAGAGCAUUGUCAAAAACACAAAGUACAGGAAAUCUCUCAUGUGAAAUAACCAAAACUAUCAGGGGAUGUAGAAAAAAAGCAUGAACUGUCUCCAUAAAGGCAAUCUUUUGAAUCGGAUUGAAUACAUGCUGGAAUUGAUCUAGUUUGGCACUAACUACUGAUACUGUAGUUUGAAUACAGACAUGACUUAAUUACUAUCAUCAUAAUUAUUCAACCCUUUUGACCCUUUUGUUGAGGUCAACUCACCUUCCACUACUAACACAGUAGAAAAAAACCAGCCUGUCUACCAAAAGACUGUGAUCAUCUGUGCCAAAAAUACAAGAGAAGAGGAAUUUAUUACUGAUAUGAAGAUGGAAUAAUAACCUUGCUUAGCUGGAAUAACAAUGUUGUACCAAAACAAAAGUCAAAUCAUGUCAUGGCAUUGCUGAGCUCCUGUCCGCACCUAGUAACAUACAACAUGACCACAGUCUUCCAGUAAUGUCAGCCACUGUCCAUUGUCCUGCAUAUGCCUCAGGCUGACAACAUUUGCAUGUUUUACAGUCUCAUCUGUUUGUGCACACUGUUUACGUCAUUUAAAAGGUGACGCCUUUGACACCUGUGUUAAAGCUGCUUUCAAUAUCAUGAGCCGAGACUCGCCAGAUGAUGAAAACAACAUCUAUGGGCUGAGUCUAUUUUACAAUGCCUCAGGUUUGUUGUUUUUUUAGAAUACUUUUGAGAGAAGACUGAUUUUAAUGAUGCUUCAUCCAGCUUUCUGGUUUUGAGCUGUUUUUAAAGCUGUUUUUGGUUCAUGGUUUACAUCACUUCAGUUUGAGGAUUCAGCGUGUGGUUAAAACUACUUCAAAAACACCUUGAUUCAGGCCAGGAUGGAGAACCCAGACAACAACACUGUGUGCCUUCAGGCUUUCAGGCGGAUGCAGAGUGUGGGGUUGAACACAGGUGUCAGUUUAGACCCAGAACAAGAGCUUCAGCAGGAUAACUCUGAACCUGAUACCCAGCCAGAAUCCGACCAGGGGACCCCACAGCCAAUGAACAGCCCCCCACCACAGGCCCUUAUCGAGAUCCGCAUACAGCAGCUUCAAAACAGACGUUUCCUUCUGCUGAAGAUGCUGCACAUCAGGAAGAAGGCAGAGGACAAUAGUCGCAGGACCACAGAGGAAAUGACCAGUGAGGACAGCAACAAACUGUGCGAGCUGGAGGCCAUCCAGAAGGAGCUGGAGGAGCUGUUGGCGAAACAAGAAAAGAGCUCCAACACUGGAGACAACACUGCUUCCUGUGAACAGGACACGUGUCCCACUUUUUAUAACACUGAGACACCCUGUGGGGGGAUCUACAUGCUGCCACCUCCCCAGCUGACACAGGAGGACAUUACACUGGAGCAGACAGUAAAAACUACGCCUGCAGCAGAAAAACCAACAGGCCCAGUCGUUGCAGUGGACAGUUUGGGCCAAACGCCAGCUGUCACCCAGUGUCCAUCAUGUCAAGAGGUCAUCUUCACAGAAACCCACAGCAGAGUGGGCGAGACUAUGUGGAUGCUUUGCUGCUUAUUCUCCAUGACAGGGUGUAUCGCAGGCUGCUGUGUAAUCCCUUUCUUUAUGGACCGUCUGAAGAACGUCCAACACCUGUGUCCGCAGUGCCAGGCACACAUACACACCUACCAGCCAUUUUGACAUGGAGGCUACUAUAUUAACAGCCCUGGUGUGAUUUGUACAGUACGAUUCCAUGGCUUCUGUACUUGAGUGACAAUUUCCUGGGGUCUUGGAGCUGUUUGGGACUCAGCCUUAGCUGUCGUUAUUUUCCCCCCAGCACUACAUUAAGGAAACUCCACAAGCAUAUUCUCAUUUUGCUUUUCAUUUGGACAAGGACUUGUUUUACAAACAUACUGCUCUUGGUCUUGUGAAAGUCAGCUUGUUUGCCUACCAGAAUAUCUGCAUGACAAAACUUAAUUCAUGCUCUCAGCACACAGAUGCAAACACUGUUAUUCAAAAUACUGCUCACUUCUUAUCCUCAGUAAUAUCUAGUUAAUGAUUCAGAUACUAAUAACUCCUGAAGGCUGCACCAAACAAACUGAACCCUAAAUAAAAAGGAACAAGGAAUAAUUUUUGCGGCUUACAGCUUCCUGGUUUAUUAACAAUUCAAUGACCUUUGUGACCAGUUUCCUCGGUAUAAGGAAACUAUGUUUGAGAACAUCCGUUAUCUGUCAGGAAAAUGGAAAUACAUAGCCUAACAUAUGCAAACACGACAACAAAGACCUGUUUUCAAACACUGUCAACCACAACAUACUGUAAUACAAAUGUAGUGGCUUUCUUGUUUAUUCUGUUUCUGUUCUCUCACUAUUUAUUCAAAAGGCAACAUUACCAUUGUUUAUAUUGUUUGUAAUGUGUUUUAUAAAAAUGUGAAUUAUUCUGUAAAUUACUUUUGCUGAGUCAUUCACAGUACACCAAAGUUUAUUGACACAUAAAGGCAUACAGUACUUAUAUACAUAUUUUGGAGUAUUUACAAAAUAGAGAACCCAUGGAUGUUACACAUGUAUAAAAAUAUGCAUUACAUCUAUAUAAAUAUGUACACAAUGUGCAAAACAUAUGGCAUACAAACAGCAAGAGGCAUGGCAUGGCAUGGGCAGUGGGGAUAGAGAGGAGACUUGGCUACAAUGAAGGAUGUAAAUCAACUGUGUUUCCACUAAUGUCUCCAAAAUACAUCUAUUUUAAUGAAAAGUCUUGUACAGAGCUCUGUUCUGAAGUUCAGCUUCUCUGCCAAAAAAUGUAAAAUGUUUACAUGAUGGUAAACGGCGCAGGUGAAGGAGGACAAGCAGGAGAGCUGACGUGAAUAUGGGGAAGCCUGAGCCAAAACCGGUUAACUGCAACUAUGAAAGUGACUUGACAGUGCUUCCACAAACCUCUAAUAUAAGAGGGUUAUUCAAACAAACCCCCCACUUAACCACUCAGAUAUGAAGUGCUUUUGAACUUAUAAACUGUAUUACUCUGCAGUAAAAGCUCUUCCAUUAAUAAAAUCAAGGCAGGAUCUGACAUACAGUACAGUAUAGUAAGUACAGUAUAUCAAGGGAGAGCAGCCAUUAUUGCUUUUAGCUGUCCCUGUCUGGCCAGUCAGCAACCACAAUUGCCAAUAAGUGGCGUCACAUCGAGCGUAAAUCGCAUACAUGUGUAGACCCCUAAACACUGCAGCCAAGAGGUUUGUGUAUGUCUGAUAUGAAAAAACAAAAUGGAAAAACUCAAACCAAAAAUAUACACAUGGAAUCUUUUACAUAUUUUACAUAAGAAUGGAAACAAGAUUAAAUGGUUUUUCUUUUACUGUUCACCCUAAAAAAAAAAAAGUGCUAAAUACAAAAAUGUGAGAAAAUUAACAAAAUGUGAUAAUAUGUUCCACCGCCUUUUUGGCAACAAAAUAUCAAAUUUGACAGCCUUAAAAGCUGACAGACUGAAGAAAAAGCAGAAUAUUAACUCGUCAUCUCUUCUAGGAUACAAUCAACUAGUGAUUCUUACUGUUCAUCCAAUGUAGGAUUUAACACAAUGUGGAAAAAAAGAAAUACAACUAGACCUGCAAGCAGGUAUACCGGGGUCCAAGCACCCCGACGCAACUCAACCAAAGGUGCACGAAGCAGAGGCGACCAGGAGAAUGACGCCAUCUCUGAAUGGGGCUUAAACAGAUGGUUUAACAUGUGUUUGUUUGUAGAAAGAAACGUGUCUCGGCCUGAUCUGAUAUUAAAUGUGCAGCAAUAAGAGCAUCACACUUCUUUGACAAGACAGCGUUGAUAUAAAGGGCUCUCAGUCAGUUUGCUCAGGCCACCACAUUAUUGCUGAUGUGAACAGCGAACAGCAAAUCAGCAUUAUACAGGCAGUGACCCUGUAGUACCAACAGUUAAAACUGAAAAUGUGCCGUGAAGCAACAGAGGAGAGGCAACGCCCUCUAGUGUCCAUGGACGCAAUGACAGAAUAAAGUGGUUCAAAUGUUCUGUAAAUGUGAUUCACUGGACAUGAUUGAUUAAAAAAACAAAAGACAAUUAAAAAAGCAAUCUUAUUUCAAAGUGCCAUACAGUAAGACUGUAUCAAUCCCAAAAGAAUAUUUAGACUGAAUACUGAUACUGAAUCAGUAACUCAAUUUUUAGGUUUGAAAAGGAACAGUGAGUGGGAUAUGAUGCAAUCCAUUAAAAAUAAACAUCUGGAAUUUAUGACGGCUUUAAAAGUAGCUAAGCCCUCUUCACUAACGCCUCGCUGUGUAUCACACCUCAAAGGUGCGUUUUUGACUGUAGGACACCGACUGAACAACACAGAUAAAAACAGUUAACAGUCAUCAGAAGCCUUUUGAAGAGUUACGUCUGGAAUAUGUUGACUGGAUAGCAAAUGAUUUGACUUUACAGAUAUUAGCAAAUUUCUUCAGACAACUUGUGGGCGACGGCUGAGAAAGAGCCCGAAACGGCCCAAGAUUAAAUGUGAAUACAAUCGUGCACACUGGGACACGGGUGUACAUGCAAAAGACAGGAAGACUAACCCACACACACACACACACACACACACAUCAACAUUGCUUCUCUCUCACACACACACACACAGUUGGUCAGGGAACUAACUUUGUCCACAGUAGCUGAUGCAUCACAAGUUAGACUAUUUACCAGCCAAAUAUUACUUUAGAAUAUUCCGAUUCCUCCAAAUGAUUCACUCGAUAAAUGGGCUGUUAAAGCAGACUAACUUAUCAGCUACAGGCUAUUGCUAACUAGCACACUUGUUGGCUAGUGAUGCAGUAAUUUCCCACCCUGAAACACACACACACACACACACAUACAGACAAGGACAAAGUGCAGGGAUACUGUAGGACAGCUAGCUAUAAUUUCAUCUUCUCCAAAGACAUCUUUAUUCCUUGAUAGAACUUGCAGCACACACACAGUUCACAUCUAUUAUGGAUGUGUGUCUGCAUGUCAUAAACUCAUAUUUGUUCCCUUUCCACUGUUUUAUGUCAGUUUACUAUCAGAAGAAAAAAAAGCUGCCAAAUUUGCUAGUAAAGUCCCAUUUUUCAAUCUUUUCAAAAUUACAUUCAAAAUAAGAUACUUGGACAACAACUGCAGUAUCUCUGGAGCAUUUGGCCACAUGCCGAUCACAGCCGUAUUGAUCACUUCAUACUACCGAUCAUCUUGGAUAUGCAGAGUUCACAUUUCCUUGUUCUGAGGUGAAUGAGGCGCAUCUUCAGAUCUCUCUGCCUCUAGUGCAUAGCGCUCACAUAGAUGGAGGAGCUUGCUCCUCUCGUCGUCCGACUGAAGUCGAGUCAUUGGUUCAUCAGCUUGACCGGAGGGUCGUGAUAGGUCAGAAGAGUCACAUCUGAUACAACAUAUCAGAUUAGUCAGCAAACAUGUCAUCUACAGUAUGUGGUAGACUGGACCAGUGUGAACAGGGGUUUGACCUCCUCUCAGCCAGGAAUCUCUUUAAAACUUGGCUAGGUGACUGACACGUCUGGCUUCGAGUCAUAAAGGGAACACGGAUUUGACUGUCCAGCAUCUCAGACAGGCUGAAGCAACCAAUCAAAGCACUUAGACUAGUUUAGUCUAAGCUUUCCCAGGCGAAGUGGUCAAUAGCUGAGGCUGUACUGACAUCAUAAAGCUCUGAUGUUCCAGGUCAAGCCUCAAAUUCUUAUUGAGAGUCUAAUCCCCCUUCAUUAUUUUAAUUACACCUAGUUUUAAUCUGUAGUCUUUGAACUGUCACACAGUUACUGUGUUUUAACGACCAGCUUUUAUAACCUAGUAUGGCACAGUAUGCUUCAGUGGAACAAAGACCUUCACAUCAGACUACCGCCGGAAGUAUUUAUGAACCCUUUUACAUUUAGUUACCGUGCUUACACAGUAAAAUAGAAGCAGUGUUCACACUGAAAGCCAACCAGCCAAACCUCCAGUAGAAAUAAUCCGGCAAUAUCAGCAAUCAAUUCUAUUCAGGCUCUCUGUAGAGAGAAAGCUGUAUUAGUGUGGUUUAAAGAUUUUUUUUACAAACAGUCCAUGCUACCAGUAUUCAUUUGGCUCUGUCUCCUCAUCUCUGUAAAUGAUCAUUAAAAUCAUGACAUCAGAUACUAAAAAAGUCUAGUCUGUUCCCUUUAUCACUAAUUCUACGGGUGACCAUGAUCACCUUAGUGAUGACAUUAUUCUGGCUGUUCAGCCAUAAUAGGCCCUCUUUUAAAGCUGUGCAAACUCCUGCUUGUAGUUCAACUUGAAUCAGUGCACUACUGUACAGCAUCUCUUACUGUAGUAUAGUGGGAAUAUUACAGAUGGUAUGGAUGUACUGGUAAGAGUGAUAUGGCACAAAAAGCCAUGUUUUCUCCUCCUUUUGCGUCCUUAUUUAAAAUGUUGAAACUCAGCCUAUU
This is a messenger RNA of Siniperca chuatsi (mandarin fish), 6651 nucleotides long. RefSeq lists its product as uncharacterized. NCBI's taxonomy places the organism in Eukaryota, Metazoa, Chordata, Actinopteri, Centrarchiformes, Sinipercidae. The transcript is spliced from 5 exons. The coding region runs from base 1161 to 1964 and encodes 267 amino acids. Gene Ontology annotation, molecular function: zinc ion binding. The record is from RefSeq and is a predicted model, not a curated record.